Molecule: messenger RNA, 767 nt
Organism: Schistocerca americana (American grasshopper)
Lineage: Eukaryota; Metazoa; Arthropoda; Insecta; Orthoptera; Acrididae
Product: aminopeptidase 1-like
Exons: 4
Coding region: 69-767 (232 amino acids)
Biological process (GO): peptide catabolic process; proteolysis
Cellular component (GO): cytoplasm
Molecular function (GO): metalloaminopeptidase activity; peptide binding; zinc ion binding
Source: RefSeq, a predicted model, not a curated record
GGCAGAAGCGUGGCGUGACAGCGCCUGGAGAAGACUGCAGGACACUGCCGCCGACAAGCACCUGCAGUAUGUACGCCCGCCGUCUGCUGGUGCUGCUAGUGGCGGCGUCGACGUCGUCAUCAUGGGGGCAGGACCACGGGCCGCCCGGCCAGGAGACGACGGUGGCACGACUGCCGCUGGAGGCUGUGCCCUACCACUACGAGCUGGAGCUGGCGCCCUACUUCCAGCCAGAGGGGGACUUCCAGGCGCUGGACGUGGACGGGCAGGUCACCAUCCACCUGGAGGUGCAGGACAGCCAGACGGACACGAUUACACUGCACGCCGGUGAUUCGGUGACCAUAGACCCAGCUGACAUCAGGGUGAGGAGUACUGCUGAGGACGGCAGCGAGCAGGAGUUCACAGUGGACGACGCGACGCGGGACUGGGACACCGAGAUGGUCAACAUAUCGCUGGGCACGCAGCUGUCUGGAGAACUGAGCCUGGUCGUGCCAUUCCGGUCCCGGCUGCGCACCGACAUGGACGGCUUCUACCUCAGCGAGUACCAGGCCGGUGGGCAGACCAGGUACCUGGCGGCGACGCAGUUCGCUCCCAUGAGCGCCCGCAAGGCUUUCCCCUGCUUCGACGAGCCGGCGCUCAAGGCCAACUUCAGCGUGGCCGUGUACCCGCCCGCCGGCUACGGCGCGCUCUCCAAUGGCGCCCUCGACUCGGCGCCAGCUGCCGCCAACCGGCCCAGUCGCAGGUACGCCCUCGAAAAAUGUGCUGUGUAA